CCCAGGGCCAGCGAUGGCUUCGUCCCCGUCCCAGCAGCUCCGCUCGGGGGGCCGCGCGCGCUCCUACGGCAGCCUGGUGCACACCUCCUGCUCCCCGGUGCUCGAGAGGCGCCUGGAGCACCCGCUGCAGCCCGGGGACACGCUGGCAGGCCUGGCGCUGAGAUAUGGGGUCACGAUGGAACAGAUUAAGCGAGCGAACCGCCUUUAUACCAACGACUCCAUCUUCCUGAAGAAAACCCUCUACAUCCCCGUCCCGACAGAGCCCAGAGACAUCUUCAAUGACUUGGAUUCCGAUGAGGAGAAGGAGGGACAGGAGGGGAAGGACACUCGACUGCACUCAACAGAGAGGACGAAGAUGAGUCAAGGUGCAGGCGGCACCAGUGGGGACACUGUCACCCCCCCAGGUCGGGUGCCCAGUUCAGAUCUUUCUGCCUCUGACUUCCUCAAGAAGCUUGAUUCCCAGAUCCACCUGUCGAAGCAGGCCGCUGCCCAGAAGUUGCAGUGUGGGGAGAGCGGGAAACUUACAGAAGAUCCAGUGCAGCCCCUGAACUCCCCCCGAAUGCAGCAGCGUGCAGUGCUGGGGCCUGUGCCUUUGACCCGGACCUCUCGAACCCGGACACUGCGAGACCAGGAGGAUGAGAUCUUCAAACUCUGAAGUCCUUGCCCCCACCAUGGGAGAAGCGCCCACAGGGAAGCAGCUGCUGGAGAGGGCCAGGCGCCUCUCUUCUAGCCCUCUCUGGACCCCCUGGUCACUUGGAACCUUGAGGCCCUGGAUGGGGCAGAGCUAGUGGCCCAAGUGGACCCCAACUUGGUUGGUCCUCACUGAGUGGAAAUCUGCCGUCUGAACUCAGAUGCUGAACAUCCCAGCUGCCUCUCUCACCCCUUGAUCUUAGUUAAGGGGUUCAGAGCCCCUUUCUUCCUCUGGCCUCCUACUUUCUUUCCUCCCUGUCUUCAACUCUAAUUUUAUUUAUUUGGUGCUAUAUUAAAGUACUAUUUAUUAGC
Molecule: messenger RNA, 1002 nt
Organism: Suncus etruscus (white-toothed pygmy shrew)
Lineage: Eukaryota; Metazoa; Chordata; Mammalia; Eulipotyphla; Soricidae
Gene: LYSMD1
Product: LysM domain containing 1
Exons: 3
Coding region: 14-655 (213 amino acids)
Source: RefSeq, a predicted model, not a curated record